CUCUUUCUCUUUCCCACAUAAAAAUCUGACACACAAACACACCCUCCUCUACACUCUAUACUUUUUGCUUUUAUUUAUUUCACUACUAUAAAAAAGCACCAGAAAUAAAAUAAAUAAAUAAAUAAAUUUAAUGGCAGUUGUUUGUUGAUUGAUUGAAACACAGAGAGAGAGAGAGAGAGAGAGAGAGAGAGAGAAGAAGAAGCAGAAGUGGCAGCAGCAGCAGCAGCUCAUAGAUAUUCAUAGACUCAGUACCAGUAGUACCAAACCCAGUUCCACUUCUAAAACGAACCACCCUUUUUUAAUGAUAUAUUCUCUGCAAAAUUUUGUAACUUCAAAACACACACUCUCUCUAUAUAUUAUGAUUCUUGAGUUUAAGUUUUUGAUGGUUGUUAUUGCAUGCACAUAAGUAUUUGCUGGGGUUUGGUAAGAUCUGGGUGUUUUUUGUAUGAAGUUAAAGUUUUUGAGAUCUGCAGUUUAUAAAGAAAAAAGAGUGAUUUGAGGUGUAAUGUGGUGGAGCAUAUGAGGCACAAAUCCAUAGUGUUUUGUAGCAAAACCGGUUUCGGUUGAAUCAUGAAUCACAUUAAGUGAAGUGAAGAAGUUUUGUUAUGUUGUGGAUCUUUCUUUGAAGUUUGGAUUUCAAGCUCUUCAAUUUUGUACCACUCAAAAAAAUGAGACUUGCUUCAGCUGGUUUUAGUCCUCAAACCCAAGAAGGGGAGAAGAGGGUGUUGAACUCUGAGCUUUGGCAUGCGUGUGCCGGUCCUCUUGUUUCUCUACCUGCUGUUGGAAGCCGCGUUGUUUAUUUCCCUCAAGGCCAUAGUGAGCAGGUUGCUGCAUCAACCAACAAAGAGGUGGAUGCACAUAUCCCUAACUAUCCAAGCUUGCCUCCACAACUUAUCUGUCAGCUGCACAAUGUAACCAUGCAUGCCGAUAUUGAGACAGAUGAAGUAUAUGCACAGAUGACCUUACAGCCAUUGAGUCCGCAAGAGCAAAAGGAAACAUAUCUUCCAGCAGAGUUAGGCAACUCCAGCAAACAGCCGACCAAUUAUUUUUGUAAAACAUUGACAGCCAGUGACACAAGUACUCAUGGAGGAUUCUCUGUUCCUCGGCGGGCAGCUGAAAAAGUGUUUCCUCCAUUGGACUUCUCCCAGCAGCCCCCAGCUCAAGAGUUGAUUGCCAGGGAUCUUCAUGAUAAUGAAUGGAAAUUUCGGCAUAUAUUUCGGGGCCAGCCCAAAAGACAUCUCCUUACUACAGGAUGGAGUGUGUUUGUAAGUGCUAAGAGACUCGUUGCUGGUGAUUCAGUGCUUUUUAUCUGGAAUGAGAAGAAUCAAUUGCUUCUUGGUAUCCGCCGUGCUAAUCGACCACCAACUGUGAUGCCUUCAUCAGUUUUAUCAAGCGACAGUAUGCACUUGGGGCUUCUUGCUGCUGCAGCUCAUGCAGCUGCAACCAAUAGCCGCUUUACCAUAUUUUAUAACCCAAGGGCUAGUCCAUCAGAAUUUGUCAUACCUUUGGCCAAGUAUGUGAAAGCAGUCUAUCAUACUCGUGUUUCUGUUGGCAUGCGAUUUAGGAUGCUGUUUGAAACAGAGGAAUCAAGUGUGCGACGCUACAUGGGCACGAUAACUGGCAUAAGCGACUUAGAUCCUGCAAAGUGGCCAAAUUCACAUUGGCGCUCUGUCAAGGUUGGCUGGGACGAAUCAACAGCAGGGGAGAGGCAGCCAAGAGUUUCCUUGUGGGAGAUUGAACCAUUAACAACAUUCCCAAUGUAUCCCUCUCCAUUUCCACUGAGGUUGAAGCGGCCAUGGCCAGCAGGACUACCUGCCUUUCAUGGUAUUAAAGAUGAUGAUCUAGGAAUGAAUUCUCAACUUAUGUGGCUCCGAGGUGACGGAGAUCGUGGAAUUCAGUCUAUGAACUUUCAAGGACUUGGAGUUACACCAUGGAUGCAGCCAAGGUUAGAUGCUUCAAUGCUUGGUUUACAAACUGACAUGUAUCAAGCUAUGGCUGCUGCUGCACUUCGGGAGAUGAGGGCUGUUGAUCCUUCCAAAGCUACUCCGACAUCCCUUCUGCAAUUCCAACAACCCCAAAAUCUCCCCAGUCGGACUGCUGCUUUAAUGCAGCCCCAGAUAUUACAGCAGUCUCAUCAUCAGCAGACGUUUAUUCAAGGUGUUCAAGAAAACCAACAUCACUCUCAGUCCCAGGCUCAAACUCAGUCACACCUACUUCAGCCACAGUUGCAGCAUUCGCACUCUUUCAAUAGCCAACAGCAGCAGCACCAGCCAAUGGCACAACAACAACAGCAACAGGUUGACCAUCAGCAGAUUUCAAGUGCUGUCUCUGCUAUGUCACAAUUUGCGUCAGUCUCUCAAUCCCAGUCAUCACCUUUGCAAGCAAUCUCUUCACUCUGCCAUCAGCAGAGUUUCUCCGAUUCAAAUGGGAACCCUGUAUCAAGCCCUAUUGUUUCUCCCCUGCAUAGUCUAUUGGGCACAUUUCCCCAGGAUGAAUCAUCCCAUCUACUUAACUUGCCCAGAAGCAAUCCCUUGAUUUCUUCUCCUACCUGGCCUUCUAAACGGGCGGCAGUUGAACCUCUUUUUACUUCUGGAGCUCCUCAAUGUGUUCUGUCCCAAGUGGAACAAUUGGUGCCACCUCAGACAAAUAUCUCUCAGAAUUCUAUUUCUUUGCCGCCUUUUCCUGGCAGGGAGUGUUCAAUUGACCAAGAAGGGAGUGCCGAUCCACAGAGCCAUCUUUUAUUUGGGGUUAAUAUAGAGCCCUCAUCUCUUCUGAUGCAGAAUGAAAUGUCAAGCCUUGGGGGAGUUGGGAGCAACAGUGACUCCACAACCAUACCUUUUGCUUCCUCAAAUUACAUGAGCACUGCAGGAACCGAUUUUUCAAUCAAUCCAGCAAUUACACCUUCCGGUUGUAUUGAUGAAUCAGGGUUCCUACAGUCUCCAGAAAACGUGGGCCAAGUAAACCCACCAACCAGAACCUUUGUUAAGGUUUACAAGUCAGGGUCCUUUGGUAGAUCACUGGAUAUAACCAAAUUCAGCAGCUACCACGAGCUACGCAGUGAGCUUGCUCGCAUGUUUGGCCUUGAAGGCCAGUUAGAGGACCCUCUGAGAUCAGGCUGGCAGCUUGUAUUCGUUGACCGGGAGAAUGAUGUUCUUCUUCUUGGUGAUGACCCCUGGCCGGAAUUCGUAAAUAGUGUGUGGUGUAUCAAAAUACUUUCACCACCAGAAGUGCAGCAAAUGGGCAAACGAGGCAUAGAGCUUCUGAAUUCAGUUCCAAUUCAGAGGCUCUCCAACAGCAGCUGUGACGACUAUGCAAGCCGGCAGGACUCAAGAAAUUUGAGCACCGGCAUAACUUCGGUGGGGUCACUGGACUACUGAACAAUUUAACCGGUCAAGAUACGUCUCUCUUCUGUAAUGUUACUGUGUUUCAAUCCGUGUAGAGGUGGCAACAGCCACCUAACUCUAGUUUAAAGUUGAUAUAUAAGUUAAUACUGUAAGUAUAAGAUAUAUUUUCACAUAUUAAGUGCUAUGAAAUAUGGAAAUAUUUAUUAGGAUCUAUUGAUUGUGAUGGAAGUUGUUUGUUUCAA
Messenger RNA from Pistacia vera, 3586 nucleotides. RefSeq names its product auxin response factor 6-like. The coding region runs from base 669 to 3377 and encodes 902 amino acids. Lineage: Eukaryota; Viridiplantae; Streptophyta; Magnoliopsida; Sapindales; Anacardiaceae. Gene Ontology annotation, cellular component: nucleus. The record is from RefSeq and is a predicted model, not a curated record. Gene Ontology annotation, molecular function: DNA binding; protein binding. Gene Ontology annotation, biological process: regulation of DNA-templated transcription; response to hormone. The transcript is spliced from 14 exons.